GUUAAUUCUGCAGCACCGUUGUUGUACAGAACUAACUACAAUUUUGCUUUGCACAAAUAUACCACCAAAUUUUUAAAGCUAUUUUUUAACAUAAUUAUAUUCGUUCACGCGUACCACAAGCGACCAUUUACACCUCUGUUUUAGCGAUACAAAGUUCUGGGCACUAAAAAUAGCUACCACAAAAUUAGGUUUAUUCGUGUAUAUUCGUUGUAUAGUUCUGAUCUUGGUACCUCCUCAAAGGAUCUUUAAGAACCAAAGAAAGGUUUUCAGUUUGCUAGAAGCAAAUAAAUCAUUGUGCGUUUCUGACAUCGCAAGCAAAAACCUCACUUUGGAAAUCGUGCGCCUCGUAAUUUCACCCAGAGCCAAAAAUACAUUCUUGUGGCGAUUUGUCCUACAUUUGAUUUCAAUGGUGUGGAAUUUCUGACUCGAACCAAAACUAGUUUAUUUGGCCGUUUGCGAUAAGCAAAGUUUCUCUUACCAAACUUGCAUUUUAAUUGUACAUCAACUAAACUUAUUCGUAAACUUUCUUACGGCUAAACUAUAUAGAGACUAAUAUCUGAAACUACAUAUCGAUUUAUCACAUUCGGCGGGCUUAUAUAUCUCAACAAAAUUCCUAUAGCAGAGCUCAUUAUAACAUCAUACCAUCCAUUAUUGUUUGACAGAUUGUUUUCUUUUUCGUUCAGUUGUUCUUUUUCGUAUUACUGUUAGUUUUUUCAUCUGAGUUUGUAUCUGAACAUUAUAUCUGAAGUAUGGACAAGGAGACCAUAAGGAGUGUGAUCCAUAGACUGGAGGAGGAGGCAGAUGCUGCGAAGAAACAAGCCCGGACAGCGGAGGCCAAGAGAGACAGGGAGAGCGAGAGACUCAAAUCAGCCGAGGAGCAGGUGCUCAAGUUCAGAAAGCCGAUGGAGAAGAAGUUGAAGGAACUGCAGGAGGCGGAGCAGGAGAAGUCUCUCUUAGUAUCCAAGGUGGACACUCUGGCCAAUGCAGUGGAGAGACUGCAGGUGGAGUUCGAGAGUGGAUGCAAGAGACUGAAUGAGAUAGAUGACCAUCUGGUGUCCCUCCAGGAGAGGGAGGAGAAGCUAAAGGAGACUCAGAAGAAGAACGACGAGAACUUGGCUGAAAAGGAGAGAAAUCUGCGAAAACUGGAAGCUGACUUGGCUGCCAUCAAUCUGAUUGCUUCUCGCAAUGAGUCCAAACUGAUUGAGAAACAGAAGGACAUCGAGAGCCUCGAGAAAGUCCUCAAGGUCAACAGACUCCGAAGUAGAGCAAUGGCGGAUGAGAACGAAGAGAAAACAGACCAGCUGAAGUCCCUGGAGAAAGAGGUAGCCGAAGAGACGGAAGAGGUGAAACAUUUAGAAGAAGACAUCAGAAGUCUGAAGGCAGAGGUAGUGGAUGCCCAGGACGAACAGGCCAUGAUAGAGGAGAACCACUCCACACUCAUUAGAGCCAAAGAUGAGCUAAGAUCCGACACUUUCUUCAACAAGUACUACUAGGCCAGCAAAAUGAGAUAAAGACACUUCAUAUGUAAAUAACGCAGGGUCUCCGUACGGUUAUACUACCCAAAGUAAAAAGUUUCACCAAUAAAUGUAAAUGUAAUUGAACUCUUCAAAGUACCUAAGCGACUAAUUUAACGAACCAGUUAUGAGCAAGCAGACGCAAAGUCAUGUUUAGGGCAGUAUAACCGAGGCGACCUAUAGUAAGAUAGCUCUUUUUCAACGCUGAUAGUUCAUUUUUUUCAAUUUGAAAAAAAAUGUAUAUUUCAAAA
Symsagittifera roscoffensis is the source of this 1765-nucleotide messenger RNA. RefSeq names its product chromosome partition protein Smc-like. Bases 750 to 1493 code for a protein of 247 amino acids. The transcript has 4 exons. The record is from RefSeq and is a predicted model, not a curated record. Lineage: Eukaryota; Metazoa; Xenacoelomorpha; Acoela; Convolutidae.